Nomia melanderi (Alkali bee) is the source of this 5770-nucleotide messenger RNA. RefSeq names its product serine/threonine-protein phosphatase 2A 56 kDa regulatory subunit gamma isoform. Lineage: Eukaryota; Metazoa; Arthropoda; Insecta; Hymenoptera; Halictidae. Gene Ontology annotation, biological process: signal transduction; protein dephosphorylation. Gene Ontology annotation, cellular component: nucleus; protein phosphatase type 2A complex; cytosol. The record is from RefSeq and is a predicted model, not a curated record. Gene Ontology annotation, molecular function: protein phosphatase activator activity.
CCGCUGUCACUCGCGAUUUCUAGUUUUUUAACGUAAACAGAGUCUUUCGUCGUUCAAACGGCCUCAGAUAUCGGCGGCAUUUUUCCAAUUUGAAUUGCUCACGCUUCUGGAGUCUAUUGACGCGUUUGCCAUGGAGCGUCCGGCGAUCGUGCCGGCGUAAAUCGACGAACGAGAGGUCGUAACAUUGCGGAAAUCAAGAUAUGCGUAGCUUUCGCUCGAAAGAACGGUCAGUUACAUCGAAGCAACAGAUUGCUAUGUAAAGAAGGAAGGCCGAUUAACCAAGCUUAAACUAUGUCUGCAGUUCUCGUACGUAAAGGAAAGUAAAGAUGACACAGUAAUGGGUGCAAGUGAAUGUAUACUGCAUUAAUGUAAUUAAGUGAAAUUAUCAAGCACUGAAUUGUAGGUUUAAUCUGUAACAACUAGGGGACAUUUGCAAGUGUGUUAUAGAUUUUUAAUGGAAACACUGGUUGUUCUCCACUCAGUAGUAUUAAAUUCAGAGGGGGUGGUAAGUGAUCCUGAAAGUUUUUCUGGGAGACAUUAUUUCACUUGAUUGUACAGGGGUGUUGGUUGCACUGAAAUUCAUUAGACGAAAGAAAAGUGAACCGUCGAGCGAGAAUUUUUGUAAUAGCCACCUCAGGGCAGAAUGGUUCACGUGGACGGAUAUCACUUUGCAUCCGGCGGCUUGCCGAAAAGCCCGAGCUUCCAUCAGGGGCUCGCCUUAGCCACAGUCCUUUCCCGGGAACCGAAUAAGACUUAUCUAUCCAACUUUACUACGCAUUAUCAACCGCUACGACCCCUAUUAAUCGAAACGCAACAAGGGAACGAGCGGGAGGAACUUUUUAUACAAAAACUGCGACAAUGUUGCGUCCUCUUUGAUUUUGAGUCUGAUCCCUUAUCGGACUUAAAAUGGAAGGAAGUGAAACGAACCGCCUUGUACGAGAUGGUGGAGUACGUUACCAAGAACAAAAACGUUAUCACCGAGGCUAUAUACCCCGAAGCGGUGAACAUGUUUGCAGUGAACCUCUUUCGUACACUUCCUCCGUCAUCGAAUCCAAACGGCGCCGAGUUCGACCCAGAAGAAGAUGAGCCAACUCUGGAGGCAGCUUGGCCACAUUUGCAGCUGGUUUAUGAGUUUUUCCUUCGACUACUUGAAUCUCAAGAUUUUCAACCUUCUAUCGCAAGACGUUACAUAGAUCAGAAGUUCGUCCUGCAGCUUCUAGAGCUGUUCGACUCAGAAGAUCCUCGAGAACGGGAUUUCUUGAAGACAACACUUCACAGGAUUUAUGGAAAGUUCUUAGGGCUUAGGGCGUAUAUCAGAAAGCAAAUAAACAAUGUUUUUUACCGAUUUAUAUAUGAAACCGAGCAUCACAAUGGUAUUGCCGAACUCUUGGAGAUCCUGGGAAGCAUAAUCAACGGCUUCGCUUUGCCGCUGAAGGAGGAACACAAAAUUUUUCUAUUAAAGGUGCUUCUACCUUUGCACAAAGCUAAAUCAUUAUCCGUUUAUCAUCCGCAAUUAGCGUAUUGCGUUGUUCAAUUUCUGGAGAAAGACCCAUCGUUGACUGAGCCUGUUAUCAGAAGUUUACUGAAAUUCUGGCCAAAAACACAUUCCCCGAAAGAGGUGAUGUUCUUGAACGAACUCGAGGAGAUCCUGGAUGUGAUCGAACCUGCCGAAUUCCAAAAAGUUAUGGACCCAUUGUUCAGACAAUUAGCGAAAUGCGUUUCCUCUCCACAUUUUCAGGUGGCUGAAAGAGCUCUUUACUAUUGGAACAACGAAUAUAUAAUGUCUUUGAUAUCAGACAAUUAUUCGGUGAUAUUACCCAUCAUGUAUCCAGCAUUCUACAGAAACUCUCGAAAUCACUGGAACAAGACCAUUCAUGGUUUGAUUUAUAACGCGUUGAAACUCUUCAUGGAGAUGAACCACAAAAUGUUCGACGAAUGUACUCAACAGUAUUAUCAAGAUCGUCAGAGGGAAAGAAAGCUUAUGAAAGAUAGGGACGAAGCAUGGAUGCGCGUGGAAGCAUUAGCGAUGAGACAUCCGAAUUAUAAUGUGGCUGUCAAAGGGUUAACAAAUACCGCUGCCAACACCACGAUAUCACAGCAACAGCUAGAUAGUCCUCCGCCUGACGAAGAUGGCGAUACGGAUCAAACACCACUCACUUUAGAGAAGAUAGAGGCAAAGGCGAACGAGGCAAAGAAGAUGACGAAUUCUAAUAAAAGUAAGCCACUUCUGCGAAGAAAAAGCGACUUACCACAAGAUACGUACACAAUGCGGGCAUUGUCCGAUCACAAACGUGCAGAUGAGUACCUUGUUACGCCACCGGAUCCCAAUAAUUGAUAGUCUCUACCGCAGUCUCUUCCCAUGUAUCCUCUCUUCUGCUGCAGUGAUAUUGGGGGUUAGCUUUUUCGAAAAGAAAACAAAACAUGAUGACGAUCCCGAUUGGAUUCGAUCGUACGUCCGAAGUUGUAUCGUAUAGAGGCCAGACACUGUCAUAUUAUUCCCCUUGUAUCGAAACUGUCGAGAUGUAUGCUAAUUGUCUCUUUUUCUUUAUGGUAACAAGAUAAAAAAAAAAGCUUUCUCUCAUUGCACCCAGCACUUUUGGAAGAUGUAAUUGUGUCUGUAGUAAUCUACAAGAUGAAAAAGAUAAAAAAGCUGAUAAACUUCCUAUAUACUCUUUGAAACGAUUUGCGUGAGGAGUCGCGAGAAUGCUGCAAAUGUCAACGCGUACUCGCUAUAAGAGGAAAAAAAAACACACACAUCGUGAGACACGAAAAAAACCUAGCGAAUAAGGGUCCUAAGUUUGUACGCAUAUACAGAGUAUUUUAUAAAUUGUAGAUUUCUUACGUAUGGGGAAGUCUAUCGCUGACAAUAAGGCAGUCUUCACAAAUAACCAUCGUCUUUGUGAUCGAAUGAAGACGAUCGAGAUUUACCGUCAAUCUAUUUAUAAGGAAUUGUGUUCCAAAGUUGUCUUGCAAUUAGCGGGGGAUUUUCUUCAUAUUAUAGGAAUUUAUAGUUUAUCGAACACCCUAUAUAUAUACUCUAAAUAAACAAAGAAAAAACAAGAAAAAAGAAUUUUAGUAUGCAAGUUUUGAGGCGCUACAUUUUCUGAGCGAGGUUUCCACUGAUACGCGAAAACGAAGAAAAAUGGCAGACAUUAAGUAACAAGUGAUACAUAGUUGCUUCAACGCUAACAGCUCGUAAUUUAGCAGCGGAAUGAGCCAAAUAUAAAUAGAAAAUACACAGAAAAAAAUUGAAAAAAGACAGAAACGAGACAUCGUUUUUUAGAGUUAGAUGAACGUGAUAGCACUAUUUUAGAAUAUCGAUUGUUAUGAAUCUGAGUAUUCCUGAACGUACUACUUUUAUAUCUGUCGUGCCUAGAUGCCUGUGGAACGCAUUCGCAAGAAUCGCCUCUACCAGAGGCCUAUAAUUAAGAGUCGUUAAUGAAGAAAAAAAAGGGAGAGAGAAAGAGAAAGAGAAAGAGAGAGAAAGCAACGAGUUGAAAACGUGACGUUACCGAAACGGUACAAUUGACACCACAAACCUUUUCCAAGAACGCUUGCAUGAUCCGUUACGUCGUUGCCUCGUCAGUCUCGCGAAUAAUCGGAGAAAAAGAAGAAAAGAAAUUAUAAUUACUAUUUCGUCACUAAUAUAAAAUGAAAAGAGCAGAACAAAAACGAUAAAGAACGAAACUGAAAGAUUAAAGAAGCGAGGAAGUUAAAAAGAAAAAGAAAAAGGCGAAUCUAAGUAAAAUAGGACUAUCUUUAAUCUUUUGCGCUGCUGGCAGGCUGUUAUGUUAAACAUUGUGUAAAGGAUGAACUUGUUGAGAAUAGAUAAACGAUUAGCACGUACUAUUAAAAUAACGAAAAUUGAAACCAAAUGAGAUAAAUAUUAAAAAAAAAACAAAACUAUUUACUAUUUAAUCGUCCCUGAGGAAGGAGAAACGCUGUUUUUGUUACGAGAAACCAUUGAUGAUACUGAAUAUUCUUGUCGAUGAUAAUAAUUUUUAUUACGGAGCUCGGUGUAAUCUCGAUGAAAUUCCCCUCGAAACGAAUCGCUGUAUCUUAAGAAGCAUUUAGUAAUAAAAGUAUUUUUAGUAAAAACAUUUACACUCGAAUAUAGGUUAUAAUUUCGAAUCACCCGCCGAAUAUUCCUUUUCUUGUCGGUAAAAUUUCACGAAAUUAUGAUAUGACUCAUCGGGAUUACAUUGGCCUCUUCGAAUCGUUAAAAAGAAUCGAAACCGAGUAGCUAGUAACGUAUACUUUGAACAGUGUCUACUAUCGUUCAUUUUUUUUAACACGUAUCACACGAUAUUUUACGAAAUUCGUCGAAUUCCACGCUAAUCAAAAGGGACAGUUCAUUAAACUUGACGUGCUUGAAGCAUCUAAAGACUGUUACUUGCCUAGCAUCGGGCGAGUGCGUACUAUUUGCUCCUCGAAUUUUCAUUUUGCAUAAAUAGCGUCGGACUUGUAUUAUACGAAAUGUACAAUGUCGUUUACUUUCGUCCGUAAACAUUGUUACCUCAAAUUAAAAAGAGGAUGAACUAAGAAACAGACGAGUGUAACCAUUUCUAAGGGGGAGCAAAGAUAUCAAUAGGAACAAAAUUACUAGACAGCUUGAAAAUAUUACGGAAAAUCUCUGUUCUCCCUUAUGUAAAGUUUACUGGAUCAUUGUAGAUCAUGAAAGAAGAGAAGUGUUAAAUAAGAGAUGUCCGCGUGUACAGUGAUUUGCUUCAAACCUAGAAAUACUAAUUAUUACGGAACACGAAGCUGUGUAUCAAUGUUGGAUCGCAACAAUUUUUUUCAUAACGAUCGCCUAUCCGGCCGAUUCGAAUCCAUGCAUGCAUAAUAUUACUUUAUGAUUUGUUGGAAGCAAGAAGGGAUACCCAUUAGAGUACAUACUAAAAGCGCUUUGUAAAUUUGAGUAUUAAAAGAAUAGAUAGACCCAGAGGACAAGUCCAAGUCGGUAACGAACAAAUUUAUAGCUUUGCGUAUCCGAUUAACAGGGUCAGAGAAAGAGGAGUUUCAAGUGUAUCUCGUUAACGGAAUGGAUUGUGAAAAUCUUGAUUAGGUUCGCUUGCUCGAGGAGCUGAGGUACACUGAUGGGGAGAACCACUGUUAAUCUGAAAAAGAAACAGCAGCUCAAAGGAAAUUUUAUGAGACUCCUAAGAUCUAAAGUUAAGCCUAACCACGAUAGGAAGUUGUUCGCACCAGUAAUGAAGGUAACCAAAUUGCGUUUACUGUUUGCCUUAGCGACAGAAAGGAAAAUGGGCAUAUACCACUUCGAUGCAAACACGACAUUCGUUAAGGAAGACGAUCUACAUGACAACUUGAAGGGUACGUAGAUGAAGGAAAGAAAGAAUACGCCUGCAAACUGAUAAAAAGACCUCUACGAAUUCAAAGAAUCUGCCAAGAUAUUGGAACGAGGGAUUACAUAGAUUGAUUGUAAGGUUAGGUUUUAGGCAAAGUACAGCGGAUCCUCGUCUGUAUAUUAAAAUGACUCAAAAAAUAUGCAAUAUAUAACAAUUUACAGUUUACGUAUCGACAAAUGAAAAUAUACUGAUUGUCUAACUGAUACUGCCUUAUAAAAUAUUAAAGCGAAAAUUCAAAUAUAUGGGUUAACUCAAUCAAAUUACCAUAUAGCCCCUAAAAUUCGACAUACUGCGUUAACACUCCGUGUUACGACUUGGUCACCUAAUUAGUCAUUCUUUUGUUCUAGUUAGUGUAGUCGGCAGUCGUUUUUUCGCUUCGACCACGUAGAAUACAGUUUCUAUGA